Messenger RNA from Dovyalis caffra, 444 nucleotides. The record is from the annotation of a GenBank genome assembly. NCBI's taxonomy places the organism in Eukaryota, Viridiplantae, Streptophyta, Magnoliopsida, Malpighiales, Salicaceae.
AUGGCUCUUCGUGUCUCUGGGCCAAUUGCCUCUUCAGCUUCUUUACAUGGUGUUUCGUCAACCAGGGUUACUCUUGCUUUCCCAUCUUGUAGUUUAUCCUUGAAACCCAUUGGUCUAGUCUCAAAAUCUUUCAAUGGAAUUUGCCAAAGCACCCCCACUAUUGCAAUGGGAAAGGGUUUGUUGAUUGUUAAGGCGUCGUCUGACGGUAAGGGGACGGGUCCAGAUAGUGGGCAACCUGUGUCUGGAAGUGACGAUGAAGAGGAGGAUGUGCUUCUUGACAAACUUCCUUUGGAUUCAAAGCUGCAGUUGAAACUUGAGCACAAGAUGAGGAUGAAGUUGGGGAAGAAGAUAAGGCUUAGGAGGAAGAAGCUUGAUCGGAAGCGAAGGAUGAGGAAGAGGGGACAGUGGCCACCUUCAAAAGUAAAUAAGUUGAAGAAUGUCUAA